Astrephomene gubernaculifera is the source of this 1015-nucleotide messenger RNA. Lineage: Eukaryota; Viridiplantae; Chlorophyta; Chlorophyceae; Chlamydomonadales; Astrephomenaceae. The record is from the annotation of a GenBank genome assembly.
GGCGCAGCGUCGGGGCUGACGGUGGAGGAGCGGAUGCAGCAGGUGGGCCUGGUGUUCCAGUUCCCCGAGCGCCACUUCCUGGGUGCCGACAUCAUGCAGGAGCUGUCCUUCACCUGGCCCCGACUGCCGCAGUACUGGGGGGAGCGGCAGGCGCUGGCGGCGCGCAUGCAGCAGGUCCUGGAGGCGGUGGGUCUGGAGGGUGUUCCGCUGGACGUGCCCCCCUGGGCGCUGUCGGGCGGUCAGCAGCGGCGGCUGGCGCUGGCCAUCCAGCUGGUGCGGCGGCCGGCGGCACUGCUGCUGGAUGAGCCGCUAGCGGGGCUGGACUGGCAGGCGCGGAGGGAGGUGGUGGGGCUGCUGGGGAAGAUAAAGGUAGGGUGCGGGGGGGAGGGAAGAAGAGUUCCCCCCCGCACAGUCCCAGUGCACGCUGCUGGUGGUGUCUCACGACCUGGCCGAGAUCGCACCGCUGGUGGACUGCGCCUGGCGCAUGCGGGUGGGGGGCACCUGCGAGCGGGUGGACUGGCCGCCCCCUGACUUGGCGAGGCUGGAGCAGUGAUGCUGCGGUAUGGUUGGGAAGGAGGGACUGUUGGGGCGCGGUGUGGUGGUGGUGGUGGAGGUGCGCGAGUAGUAGUAGCGGUGUGGUGGUUGCGAUGGCGAGGGAAGGAGUGCGCUUCGGUGCUGCUGGCCGUAACGUGAUGGUAAAGGUUGGAUGUUGGAGGCGUCUCUUGGAAAAACGUUAUGAUUAUAGAAUCUGUAUAAGGGCGUCGCUAGGCACACGGGAAGGAGGGCUGGUUCGCUUUCAUGGACCUAGAGAAUUUGCCGGGUAGGCAGUACAAAGUAGGCGAAGGCCGCAAUCGCGCAUGGCUCAUCAUAUUAACUUGUUUUGUAAGAUGCCAUUGGGUCCUCCGCUGGGCUUUGCGUAGGAUUAGUCACGUGCACCAUAGUGUAAGGUCUUACGUGAACACUUUGGAAUAGACAUCCGUCCUUUAGUGCUGACCUCAGGUAUAUUGUUUGCAGC